Molecule: messenger RNA, 861 nt
Organism: Ostertagia ostertagi
Lineage: Eukaryota; Metazoa; Nematoda; Chromadorea; Rhabditida; Trichostrongylidae
Source: the annotation of a GenBank genome assembly
AUGGACCCUUUGAAGAUGAGUGACGAUAAAGUUAAUAUGGCCCUUGAUGAUAUUAUCAAGCUCAAUAAAAGAAAGCGAAGUGGGCAGUCAAGCGGCAGGAACAAUGAUCGUGUGAGACAGGUCAAAGGCCGCACUUUUGUGGGCAAUCGCGGAAGAGGUGGUCUUGCGCAACGUCGAGGUGCUCGCUCUAACAUUGUUCAGAGACGAGGUGCUCGCUCGGAGCCCGUACAGCGUAGAGGUUCUCGCUCCGAUAGCGCAAGUGUAUCAGCCGUGAAUAAUGCUGCUACCAGACGUUUUGUGAAAAAUCUCGUCAACGUUCGUGCCGAUGCAGCGAUCGCCAGGGUUAAUGUUAGAUCACGCGGUAUUCGUAAGAGGGUUGUGGAGGUCCCUCGUGUAAUCGUAAGAAGACCGAGAAUCCGUGCUGCUGUGCAACGUCAGGUCGUGGAGGAAGAACCGGAACCUGUGGUAUAUCAGGCGGUACGCGUCGUUAAGCGUGAACCUCGCGCCGUUCGACCGGUGGCAGUAGUUCGUGCACGCCCGGUGAGGCAAGACUAUCGUAGACCUGAUCAACGUGCUGUAGGCUAUCGUAGACCUGACCAACGCGGUGUAGAUUUUCGUAGACCUGAUCAACGUGGUGUAGACUUCCGAAGACCUAGUCAACGUGGUUUACAAAAUGCACAAAAUGGUCGUGCACAGAUGUUGCCCGUGCGUCGGUUCGUACAACAACCAUCUGCGCAGUUGGCAGCUCCUCGCCAGCGAAGCCGUAUCUUCGUGCAGCAGCCGGUCCGGGCCAGCGGCGGUUUCGUGAGGCGUAAUCAAGUAUUUGCAAAUGGUGGUGGACGUCAGAAUCAACGUGCCUAA